Molecule: messenger RNA, 876 nt
Organism: Fusarium venenatum
Lineage: Eukaryota; Fungi; Ascomycota; Sordariomycetes; Hypocreales; Nectriaceae
Source: RefSeq, a predicted model, not a curated record
AUGUCGGUAAUACCCGUCCCCGGGACCCCAAUGGAGCUGCUGUACCUGGAUUCCUCUCAACCCCAAACCCCCAAUUCCAACAGCGAAGACCAAACCAACAACCCAAAGUACCCGUAUCCGAUACCGAUGGAAACUCCUGAAUACCGAAACCUUUCACAUACAGAAUGGAAGUUCUUCGCAUAUGGAGUUGGAGGAAUUCGUGACAAGGAACACGAUGCGCCAGUCAACCCGACCAGUUCAUUCUGGCCUCCAAAGGGUCUCCCGCCAGGCCUGUAUCGUGACACAGUCUAUCGUCGUACAAUCUGUCACUACUCGUAUCACUUCACAUCUUAUGUUCGCUGGAUUCUGUUGGUUAUUCAAUUGAUCAUCGGUGCUGCUUUGACUGCCCUUGGGCCCAUGAGUUUGGAGAAAGGUACACCCAUCACUAUUCUUGGCGCGUCGAAUACAGUCCUUGCGGGUUUGCUGGCCCUCUUUACUCACAGCGGUUUACCUGAUCGAUAUCGAUACGAUAAAGCAGAGUUCGAGCGAGUUGAAGACCAUAUCCGAGAAAUUCUCAUUACUGGCUUGGUGCACGCUGGAAAGUCUGUCAAUGAAGUUCUCGCCGAAUGCUAUGACCGCUCCCACCACGCCAAAGCAACUGUGGAGGUGAAUGUACCUGCGGCUUAUAUCCCAAGUCAAGGUGUACCUCCAGGACAGCGCAUGCACCAACCAAAGACACCAACGCAAGGGAAGGAACCGAAAGACUCCAUAACACCAACAAAGUCCAAUACUUCGCUGGACAAGGAACCUAUCACACCGCAUCAAACUCAGUCGCGAAACACUACGCCUAAAGAAGAAACGGAAGAGGAGGGUCCAGUGACCAAAAUUGGCGAAUGA